AUGAGCAUUCCCAGCCCCACCUCGACAGGUCGGCUGGCGGAGCCACGGCUGACCCCGUAUCAGGAGGCAAAGGUGUACGACCCGGCGUCCGCACGCAGCAACUACAGCCGCCCGCUGCGCAGCUCGAGUGUGCACCCGGCUCCCGAGGAAGAGCCGGUGGCUACGGCCAUCAGCCGCCCACAGACGGCGGCGACAAGCCGGCCGUCACGAUGGUCGGCGCGCCGGCCGGCGACUGCGCCUGCGCGCCGGCUACGGGUGACGUCGGAGGAGUCACGGCAGGCGUGGCAGGCGCUCGAGUCGCGGCUGAAGACUCCGCUAGAGGUGCAGCCGCGCCGCCGCCGCCCAGCGACAGCGCAGGCCGGGCGCGCACGGCCACGCCCGACGCCACGUUCCGCGCGCUCGACUCCUGGAACCUCGUCGUUCACCCGCUACACCGGGUCGCCCGGCUACCAACCGCACGAUUACAGCGGUGUGGCGGUAUCGCCACACCGCGGUGCCCGCGCGAGCUCGCACGACACGCUGCGCCCGCUCUCGACCGCCUCUGGACGGACGCUGGGCGAGCUCGACGAGACCAUACCGGUCGGUGACGAGCUCCGAGUCAUCUCGCCAGGCUACUCGGGUGUCUCGGCCUCGCCCGGUCCCGUCCCACGGCGAGCUGCGUACGAGUACGACGACCCGGUCAACGAGGUCGGCUACACCCAGCCGCCACACACCCCGACCGGCUGGGCGCCGACGCCGCCGGUCGGCAUGCGGCAGCAGCGGUGGUCAUCGCGCCUCAUGAUGCAGUACUACGAGGCGCCCGACGUCAAGUUUGGCAAGCCUGACCCGGCCGCGGUCGCCGCCCACGCGGUCGUCCCGCGUGCCGCACCCGGUGCCUCGGGCGAGCCUGUCGAGUACAUCGGCGUCGAUAGCGCCUCGCACACCUUCCGCUUUUAUCGCCCGGCACCGGCACGCGGCCCGGCGCGCACGCUCUGCUAG
Messenger RNA from Thecamonas trahens ATCC 50062, 978 nucleotides. RefSeq lists its product as uncharacterized. Bases 1 to 978 code for a protein of 325 amino acids. The record is from RefSeq and is a predicted model, not a curated record. NCBI's taxonomy places the organism in Eukaryota, Apusomonadida, Apusomonadidae. The transcript has 2 exons.